This is a messenger RNA of Pungitius pungitius (ninespine stickleback), 1653 nucleotides long. RefSeq names its product Ras association domain family member 10b (gene rassf10b). The coding region runs from base 160 to 1452 and encodes 430 amino acids. The record is from RefSeq and is a predicted model, not a curated record. Gene Ontology annotation, biological process: signal transduction. NCBI's taxonomy places the organism in Eukaryota, Metazoa, Chordata, Actinopteri, Perciformes, Gasterosteidae. The transcript has a single exon.
ACCCUAAACCCUUCAUCUCCAUCAGCAACACCCAGCGCAUCGGACGCGGCGCGCAUGCACGCGGAGGAGAUGGCACGGCAGCGCUUUUGACGGACAUGCGGAAUUAAGUUCUUCUUUCUAUAUAUCUUCUUUCUAUUGGGGGGUUAUCAGACAUCCGCGAUGGAGGCAGAGGAGGGUAAAAUCUCGGUGUGGGUCUGCCGAGAGGAGAAGCUUGUCUUCGGCUUGUCAAAGCGCACAGCCUGCACUGAUGUUGUCAAAGUCCUUCUGGAGGAGCAGAACGCACGGCGCGGCCUCCCCGACGCCCCGUGCCCUCACUCCUACUGCAUAGUGGAGAAGUGGAGAGGUUUCGAGAGGACCUUAUCGAACAAAACCAAGAUUCUGCGGCUGUGGUUCGCGUGGGGAGAGGAGCAGAGGAACGUCACGUUUGCGCUGGUGAGAAGUGAGGCGUCUUUGGCCACCCACGGAGCCCGCAGCGCAGAGGCGCGCGUGGUGCUCAGCAGACACAGGCCCUGUGUUACCAAGGGCCCCGCGCGGUCUCCCGAGGGGAGCAUCCCACCCGAGAAACACCGGCGGGUCGUCAGGAAAGCUUUCAGGAAGCUGGAGAAGAUCAACAAAAAGAGGGCGCCGAGAGACGCGUCCUCCGCGGAGAAGAUCGAAACUUUGGUCCAUCUCGUGAUUUCUCAGGACCACACGAUGCGCCAGCAGGUCCAGAGGAUGACACAGCUGGACGCAGACAUCCAGGUGUGCGAGGCGAAGGUGCAUUCCGACCGAAUGGAAAAACACGGGGUUAACUACGUGCAGGACACGUAUUCAGUAGAUGCCCCUCAGCCUCCCCGCCGAGACGGAGGCGACGUGUGUUCACCUGGAACUGUUGCCCGCUUUGAGGAGUACGUCCGGCGGUGCGAGCAGGUGGUUCGACUACAAGAGGAGCUGUGGGAGAAGCAAGCCCUGGUGGACGUGUUCGCGGCGCAGGUCCAGCAGGAGCUCAACCACCGCUGGAUGCAGCGGAGGAAGCAGCGGCGGCGCAAAGACGCCGAGCCGCACGCAGCGCCAGAGGAGCAGCUGCUUUGGGAAGAGGACAGGACCCGAACGCAACUAGAGGCGAGUUUAUACGUCGGCCUGCGCCUCAACGCGGAUUUAGAAGCUAUUAGGAGCGAUUUAGAGCUGACCCAGGAGAUUUGCGCCGCGAGGGAGAAGGAAAUGAGGGAUUUGCUGGAGAAAGUGAACACUUUGGACAUGGAGGACGGGGCAGUCAACGAGGAGAGAUGUGGGUCCGGGGCGGGUGAUGACACGGGAGUGACGUGCGCUUUGGAGAGGAAAACUGAGUGGGUGGAGCAGGCCAGGGGUCCGUCUAAAGCUCACAGUGUGGACGACGACGACUCAGACACUGGCUUAAGUUCUCUGCAUAGUCAGGACUCAGACUGCCACCCUGUGUGGGAGUCACUGGUUUAGGAUUCAUCUGACUGUUUAGGCCUCCACAGUCUGAAGGAUUACUUUGAUUGUAAACAUGUCAACAUCAUUCUUUUUGUAUCGCAUUCCCAACAAUCCUCACAUGUUCAUUUAUUUUUAUAUCUUCCAUUUAUUUUAUUUUUAUUUGGCGGGGUGCUAAGUGUUCAUUAUCACCAAUAAAGUUGUUUUGACAUUACAAAGAAA